AUGUCCGUCCACGAUUUAUUGUAUCUCGUUCCCAAUUCCACUCCUCCAAAGGUUGUGCGAGGCGAAGGUGUCAAUCUGUAUACAGAUGACAAUAAGAAAAUUAUAGACGGUACUGGUGGUGCGGCCGUUUCCAGUCUUGGAUACGGAAACCGCGAAGUGAUCGAGUCUAUGAAAACCCAAGCGGAGAAGGUUUGCUAUGUCCACAACAUGGCCUUUACAAAUGAACCCGCUGAAGAAUUGGCACACAUACUUGUUUCACAACAUCCAGAUGUCUUUGCUCGUGCUUACUUUGCCAACAGUGGCUCAGAAGCCGUGGAAGCAGCUCUUAAGUUUGCUUUGCAAUACUGGCAACUCCGUGGUGAACCCGAACGAACCCACUUCGUUUCUCGUAAACAAUCGUAUCAUGGAAACACUCUUUUUGCUCUUGGCAUUGGUAAAAUGGUCUCUCGCCGUGCUCCCUACGUAGGUGUUUUUCCCAAAGUCACAUCUUAUGUAGACCCUUGUUACGCAUACCGUUGCAAGAAGGAAGGCGAAACGGACGAGCAGUAUGUAUAUCGUUUGGAAAAACAACUCGAAGACGAAUUUUUGGUUGUUGGUCCCAAUCGAAUUGCUGCUUUUAUCGCCGAAACCGUUCCAGGCACAUGUCUUGGCUGUGCCACACCCGUUGACGGCUAUUUUAAGGCCGUUCGUCGCGUGUGUGACAAAUUCGACAUUCUUCUCAUUCUUGAUGAAGUCAUGUGUGGUUUGGGUCGAACGGGGACCUUCCACGCUUGGGAACAGGAAGGCAUUACCCCGGACCUUCAAACCAAUGCCAAAACCCUAGCUGCUGGUUAUCAACCCAUCUCUAGUGUCUUAGUUAGCCACCGAGUUUACAAAGCUUUUGAGGAAAGCAAUGCUCAACUUGCAAACUUCCACACCUAUCAAGCCCAUCCAUUGGCUUGCAGUGCGGCUGUCACUGUGCAAAAGAUUAUGCUUCGUGAAAAGCUUGUUGAUAAGGUUGCUGCGAUCGGCAAAUAUUUGGAUGAACAGCUUCAUAAAACCUUCGACUCCCAUCCUCAUGUAGGUGAUAUCCGCGGUAGAGGUGUAUUUUGGGGUCUAGAAUUUGUUAAAGACAAAAAAUCGAAACAGUGGUUUGAUCCCAAGUACAAGGUGGGAGCUUUGAUUAGCAAAGUUGGUAUUAAAAAUGGAGCUUUCCUUAAUCCUGGUGCAGGCACCUACGACGGUGUCCAUGGUGAUCAUAUCAUGGUGGCUCCUCCAUAUAUUAUAACAAAGGAAGAAGUUGAUACUCUGAUUUCUAUCUUAGCCAAGUCCAUUGAUGAAGCCAUUGCCAGCUUGCCAAAUUAA
This is a messenger RNA of Schizosaccharomyces osmophilus, 1344 nucleotides long. RefSeq names its product aminotransferase class-III. Bases 1 to 1344 code for a protein of 447 amino acids. The record is from RefSeq and is a predicted model, not a curated record. Gene Ontology annotation, molecular function: pyridoxal phosphate binding; transaminase activity. NCBI's taxonomy places the organism in Eukaryota, Fungi, Ascomycota, Schizosaccharomycetes, Schizosaccharomycetales, Schizosaccharomycetaceae. Gene Ontology annotation, cellular component: cytosol. The transcript has a single exon.